Sarcophilus harrisii (Tasmanian devil) is the source of this 6013-nucleotide messenger RNA. It is a transcript of the gene ST3GAL1, whose product is annotated as ST3 beta-galactoside alpha-2,3-sialyltransferase 1. The transcript has 9 exons. NCBI's taxonomy places the organism in Eukaryota, Metazoa, Chordata, Mammalia, Dasyuromorphia, Dasyuridae. The record is from RefSeq and is a predicted model, not a curated record. Gene Ontology annotation, molecular function: beta-galactoside (CMP) alpha-2,3-sialyltransferase activity. Bases 1667 to 2695 code for a protein of 342 amino acids.
CCGGCCAACCCUGGGAAAGGGACUUCACCCCUCUAUUUCUGCAGGGGCCCUUCAACGCAGUGUGUGUGUGUGUGUGUGUGUGUGAGUGUUGCAUGUGUGCGCGCGCCAGCAUCCAGACUUCGGUCCAGAUGCGAGCGUCCGCCCGGCCCCUAGCCCCCCACCUUAGCUCCUCCCGUGGUGUUGUGUACGUGUGUGCGCACACGAGUGUGUGCCUGUGUGUGCAGCUGAAGAGUCAGACUCGAGGUGUUUAGCUCGCUCCCUCCCAUCCACGUGGCUCCGGGAGGGCUAUAUUAGGUUCGCAGGAAGCCAGCCCAGGGAGAAAGCCGAGCCCGGGGGUCGGGGGACGGAGGAGUGCGGCCCGGCGGACGCUGAGGCGGCGGAGGGGAAGGAGGAGAAGAAGGAGGAGGAGGAAGAGGAGGUCUCAGCGUUUCUGUUACACACACUGAGUCUCCCUCUCUCACUCUUCUCUCUCGUAAGGCUCACCACUAGCCGGAGGGAGCCGACUCCUCCCCCCUUUCCCACUCCACCCACCCACCCCCCUAAAACCACGAAAACCUCCUCCCCUCUCCCACUUACAGCCCAGGGAAGGUGUUCCGGAGACCGCUCCCACCCCCUGCCCCAGCCCCGCCCAGCCCCCGCCCCUAGGCUCCCCAGCCCCUUUCGAGCUCCUGCUCCCCCACUAUGCCUGACAGUUUCGACACUUGGCAAAGACAAAGAGCGAGAGACCACGGGGAGGAGAAGGAGGAGGGAGAGAUGGAAGGGGUUAUGUGAAAUUCGAGUGCCCAGGACCUCACUCUCCUCUCUCCAGCUCAAAGCCUCCCCACCCCUGCCCCCGACAUCCACACACCCAUUCCCCCACCCACCGGACCAGUCCACGAAACUCUCCACGCCUCCGACCACGAGGGAAUAUCGUGCCAAGUGUGGAGUCAUGAGAUCAGAGUUUGAAUUCUCUCUGUGUUUGCUUCCUUGUGGUCUUAAGUGUGAUGAUUGGAUUGCAAAAAGGAGAGAUCUGAGGAAAGAGACCAAUUAAGAAGCUUUCCAGAUUUCAGUGAGAUGAAGAAGACCUGAAUGAACUCCAGUGGUGGCUAUAUAACAGCCAGGUCCCUGUGAUUCAAGCAAAUGCUGGCUCCUUCUCUCGCUCCUUUGAUUGGCACCCAGGAUUCAAUCUCAGGGAAGACAAACUUUUUGGAGGUAUGAGGAAAAGAAUCUUUCAUCUUGCAGCGAGGUCCCUUCAUUGAUAUUCUCCGCCUCAAGGCUAGUCAGACUCUGACACGGAUAUUAAUUGCCUCUCAAUCUGUUUGAACAGGGAAAGGAAAUCACUGUUAUUUGUUUUGAUUAAAGCCUUGAAAAGAGAAAUCAGUCCUUGUUUAGGAGAACUGAAGAAACAGAACCAAUAUUAUUUUAUUUAAAACACUAAGUGAUAAGAUAAAUAGAACAGUGACUCCCUACAUGAUACACUCACUGUUCCUGGAAGAUUACAGAAGUUCUAGGGGACAAUGGAACACUUCUUCUCAAAAAGAUGAAUUUGGUGUGGGCCUUACCCCUCCACUAAGGAUAUAUAUCCUCUCUCUUCCUUUAACCAAAUAAGGCUUCACCCCAAUUUUUCAGCCCCUGAGAAAUCUCUUAACCCAUUCCUGCCUGCUAAGACUCCCACUGGGGAAAAAAGAUGGUGGCGAUCAGGAAGAAAGGCCUGAAAGUGUUUACCUUCGUCAUCCUCCUGGUUUUUCUCACAUCCUUCUUCUUGAACUAUGCUCACACCACAACUACCUACACCUGGUUCCCCAAGCAGAUGGUGAUGCAUUUCUCAGAGCACUUCAAAAGAUUCAUGAAGCACCCUGACAGGCCUUGUAGUUGCAGCCAAUGCAUCUCAGAGACUGGGUUUCUGCCUUGGUUCGAUGAGAGAUUUAAUCACACGAUGCAGCCAUUGCUGAAUGCCCAGAAUGCUUUCUUGGAGAAUGACACCUAUAAAUGGUGGAUGAAACUCCAGAGGGAGAGGCUGCCCAGGAGACUCAAUGACACCUUCAAGGACCUGUUCCGCAUUGUUCCCAGAGACAUCGACCCACUUCUAGAGAAAGGGCCUCUGGUCUGCAGGCGUUGUGCUGUCGUGGGCAACUCGGGAAAUCUGAAGCAGUCCCAGUAUGGGAGAGACAUUGACAGCCAUGACUUUGUGCUGCGGAUGAACCGGGCCCCCACAGCAGGAUUCGAAGCUGAUGUCGGGAGGAAGACCACUCACCAUUUGGUGUACCCCGAGAGCUUCCGGGAACUGGCAGAAAAUGUCAGUAUGAUCCUGAUUCCCUUUAAGACCAUGGACUUGCAGUGGGUGAUCAGUGCCCUGACCAAAGGCACCAUCAACUUCACAUAUGUCCCUGUACCCCGAAAAAUACAGGUGAAGAGAGAAAAGAUCCUGAUCUACCAUCCAGCAUUCAUCAAAUACGUCUUUGACAGCUGGCUCCAGGGUCACGGAAGGUACCCAUCCACUGGAAUUCUCUCUGUGAUUCUUUCCCUACACAUAUGUGAUGAGGUGGAUCUCUAUGGUUUUGGAGCAGACAGUAAAGGCAACUGGCAUCACUACUGGGAGAAUAACCCUUCUGCUGGGGCUUUCCGAAAAACAGGCGUUCAUGAUGGUGACUUUGAAUCCAACGUCACCUCCACUCUCGCAUCCCUUAACAAAAUACGAAUCUUCAAGGGGAGAUGACCCCAGGACAGGUGAGAAACUGCAGUGGAUCACUCUCUGUAAUUUCAGCCCCUGGCUCCUUCUUCGGGGUCUGUGAACCAGAAGAAUGUAAUGGGCAUCUGGGGUUGUGAAUGGCAGCUAGACCAACAGGCUGGAGCUGUGUCACACUUUCUUUGAUUUCCUUUGGGACUACAAGACAAUCCUUGAGAAUCAUCAGUAAUGGAAUACAAGACAAUCCUUGAGAAUCAUCAGUAAUGGAAUACAAGACAAUCCCUGAGAAUCAUCAGUAAUGGAUGAAGAAUCUCAGUGCUUGGGAUGGGGUGGGAGGGAACUGGGGAGAAAUGGGCAAAGGCCAGGAGGGAGUCAAAUGGUUUAACACAAACAGUGGCUGCUUCUGGCCAGAAAUACAGGCCUUGUUUUGAGACAUUUUACCAGACGUUGCAUUCCCACUUUCCUGAAACAGAACAAGGAUUUUUCAUUGAAGGUGGGAAGAGACUUUCUAGGACGAUUCCAGAAUCAAGGGGGAAAAUAUACAACAAUCAUUAUCAUAAUUUCUUAAAAUUUUAAUGAUUACCUCAUUGGUCUGCUUCAGCAUUCACGGGAAAAGAAAAAGGCUGGUUUCUUCUAAGUAUCCCCCCCUGCCAGGCCUGGUGUCUGACUUCUUGCUCAUUAAGAUCAAAAGGUCUUUGCUGUCCACUGGUACACUGGCCCUCACCGGGGAAAAAAGAGACCUCUGGUCUCAAAGCUUUUAGCAAAACAAUUAUCAGAUGCUUCUUAACAGCAGGAGAGGAAAGAAUGGGAAAAUAUAUAAGUCUCUGGUGUAGACCUGGUUGCUCUUCUACCAUGUUCUCACCAUUUGUUUUUUAGAAGCAAAUAUUAUUUUAGAAAGUUGGUUUAAAAGCAAAGGUUGUUGUGGGAAAAUAGAUGUUGGUUGAAAUCCUCAACUUGGAGCAGACUGGACAUUUAAUUAUUCCAAGUGCCUUUCUAUUCUAGAAAGCAACCUACAUUGCUUUGCUAAAAUGCGGCAAGAGCCCCAUUUUAAACUCUUUGUGAAAAGAGAGGACUCAGACCAUGAAAACAUGACCCCCACCAUUGCAGUAUUUACCCUGUAUCCUUGAAACUAAAAGCACCCAUACUUUGCUAGGGGAGAAAAAGGGUGAUGAGGAGAACUAUCAAGAACUAAGUGAUCCAGGGUUACUCUAAAGCCAGUUCCUAAUUAGAGAGAGCAAAAUUAGUCCUACAAUUACAAAAUGUGUUGACCAUUUUAAAUAUAUUUUAAAAAAACCAUCUGGCAUGGGGUACAUAUGCCUUUUGAGGGAGUGGAUAGUACUUCAAGACAGUUUAUAUUUCAAAACAAACACAGGAGUUGUUUGAAUGGGGACAGGGUCUGUACCUCCAGAAGAGAGUUGAUUGACAAUAUGGGAGACAUUAUGCUUAGCCUUCAUCUCUGUUGUCCAUUUCUUCCUUCCUUUCUUGCCCAUUUAUGUUCUUUCUCAAUUAUUUAUUGAUUCUUAGAAAAAUGAACUAAGGUUCAUUUUUCUCCAGUGCCAUCUUGGGCUUUUUAAUCAUCCUCACUUCAGCUUUGCCAAGGUGCUCAGGCUUCUGGCGACUUCAAAAACUGCUUGUUUGAUUUGCAGACUUGGUGCUUUGGGGCAUUUGUGGUUUGGAAGGACUCCUCCUGAGAAAUCACCUGCUGAGUUGUUUGGUGCUUUCCCUUUGGUUUGGGCAAAGCUCUUUAGUCUGCGUGACAGCAUUCCUCUUAAUUGAUUAGGGCUUUGUUUCAGAUUGGGCAUAGGAAUACAUGUUAUAUUGCAGCACGAUACCCUAGAGUUAACUGUGAUCUUAAUCUGAAAGAUUCCAUUCCUACAAUCUCUACCGUGAAACCUCAUGCUUUGCAUCCAUUGAGUGUGAUUUCAAUUUGCCCACAAUCAGAUGGGAGAGACAAAAUGGUCUGUCCUUGGUCCUGCUAGAAAGUUUGCUAGAAAUUGGUCCAGACAAGUCAGAGGUUACAUUAGGCAAGGAUUAGUAAGCAAUAAUAACACAAAUAAUUGAACAUUUAUUUCAAUGACAUUUGGAGUUUGGAAAAAAACAGAUUCAAGUUUUAGGCAUUUAUGUUUGCAGUGAUAGGCCAGUGAUCAAGAUUAAGCUAAACUCCAUCAUCACCCCCUGAAGUGACAUCCAGAGGGAUGUCUUAGAGGAGACAGUUCAUUGUCUCUAUCCUCUGAGAGGCUAUUCAGAGGAUGAUCGUGACUGUGACCCCCUGUACAAUUUAACAGAACUUUUAAAAAAAUUUUUACAAGGCAAUUGGAGUUACACGACUUGCCCAGAGAUGUUAAGUAUCUGUGGCAAGUUUUGAAUUCAAGUGCUCUGGACCCUCAGGCCCCUAUUGACUUUUUAAAAGGGAAGAGGAGGGAUUUUGACAUUCAAGAAAUGUCGAAUUUGGGCAUUUGGAUUUGAGAUCAAAAGACCUAUGUUCGAAUCCUGUUUGACUUUGAGUCGCCUAAUCUCUGGUCUUCACUUUCCUUCCCCAUAAAAUGAGAUGGUUAGACUAGAUUAUCUCAGAGAUCCAUUCCAACACUAUGAUGACUUUAUCCCAUUGUGCCAAUUUUAAUCAUGAAUGGAGUUACUUAGAGGAAUGAAUAGAACAUUUGGAAUGCACUGAACUUGGUAAUUUUUCUUCCUUUGACAAAAGUUGGAUACCUUCUCCUUCCAAAAAGUAACUGGUUACUCUCAGGGCCUUGGAUCUUCUGGUUUGAGCAUGAAGAAAAAAAGGAAACUUGUCCCACCCACCCAGCAUUUAUUAAGUGCCUAUUGUGAGCCAGGCACUGUGCUAAGUGUUGGAAUGUAAAGAAAGGCAAGAAACAGUCUCUAUUGCUAACCUGAAACCACCCUUGCUGCUGAAACUGGAGGCUGUAUUGUAGCAUUUGAAUUAAGACUGAUGGGUGUAGACUGAUGCUGGGCGGGCAACUCUCUCUCUUGAUUCUCAGCCCAGCCCAGGAAGCACCUGGACCAGCAUGAACUGAACAUCUGGCUGUGCACUGUUCUCCCCUCACACAGUUGCUUAAGCACUUCUGGACAGGAUUCACUCUCAAAGCCAAAGUUUCUUAAGCACUUUUUAUUAAAAGAAAAAAACUCUUUGCUGCACCCCUUGUUUUGUUUCAACUGUCUUAAUCUUUAUUUGCUUUCUUGCUAUGCAUUAGCAGUUGAUAAACAUUUUGAAUGAAGAGAAAGGAGUCUGAGAAGCUCAGAUCUCAGCAAUAUUUUAUUUAUUGUUAAACGUUUUCAAUGAUUCAAUCAGAAUACAUAAUAAAAGAACUAUUUUAUUGCCUUUUAACUGUA